AUGUCGCGGCUGGAGUGGACGCGCGAUUUCCUCCAGUCAAAUGUGUACGAGAUGAUCAUGGCCGUCGUCCUUUGCAUCAACGUCUUUUGGAUGGCCUUGGACUUGCAAUUCACUGGCACAGUCGCAGCGCACGAGUAUGGCAUCUAUGAGGGGGAGUUCUUGGAUGGAGAAACUCUGACGACGUUCAAGACGGCGUUUUCUGUGGGCGACGUAACCUUCACCGUCAUCUUCCUGGUUGAUGUCUUGCUGCGGAUAUCGCUGUUGCGCUGCGCUUUCUGGAAGCAGUGGAUGAACUACGUCGACUUAGGCGUGGUGAUCACAUCCCUAGUGGAGCUCUCAGUUGUCCACGCAACCACGAUGCCGGUGAAUCCCGUCUUGUUCAGGCUGCUGCGCAUCGGCAAGCUGGCCCGGGCAUUCCGGAUGGUGCAUAUGACCUCCGUUUUGGCAUCUCUUCAGUUGCUGGUCAAGUGCCUGUCGUCGAGCGCGAACAUGCUUUUUUGGAGCUUUCUACUGCUGACCUUCGUGCAGUGUGUGGCGGGCCUGGUCAUAAGCACCCUUUGCCUGGACUUCAUCGCUGAUGAGUCCAUCAACGUGAGCGUGAGGGAGGAAGUCUUUCUCCUCUAUGGUACGUUUACCAGGACUUUCCUCACGAUGUUUGAAGUGCUCUUCGCGAACUGGGGGCCAGCCUGCAGGGUGUUGAUGGAAAGUGUGAGCGAGGGCUUUUCGCUGUUCUUUCUCUUGUACCGAUGCGUUCUCGGCUUUGCGGUAUUGAACAUCAUCAACGCCGUCUUUGUGCAGCAAACCAUGAGAACGGCAGCCUCCGAUGAGGAGAUCGCCUUCAAGCAGAAGGAGAAGGAUAUCCAAGCUUACACCAGGAAAGUGAAGAAGCUCUUCCAGACAAUGGACGCGUCGGGGGAUGGUGCCAUUAACCUCUCGGAGUUCUCGAAGCUUGUCCAAUCUCCCAAGCUGAAAUUCUGGAUGGGGCAGCUCGAGCUGGAGUACCACGACUUGCUGAGCCUCUUUGAGUUUCUGGACAAUGGUGAUGGCGAGAUCACACUUAUGGAGUUCAUUGAUGGGGCGGCCCGGCUCCGGGGAAGCGCAAAGGCCCUUGACAUCUGGCGCGUGGAGACCAAGGUCGAGGUGCUCUUUGAGGAGGUCUUGAAGCUCUUGCAGCCGAACACGGAAUCUGUAGGUUUGCAGAGCGUGCAGAAAGUCUUCAACAACUCAUCGUACAGCCACAUCAAGACCACACAGCUGGUUCGGCAAGUCUCAUAG
Molecule: messenger RNA, 1275 nt
Organism: Symbiodinium natans
Lineage: Eukaryota; Dinophyceae; Suessiales; Symbiodiniaceae
Source: the annotation of a GenBank genome assembly